Molecule: messenger RNA, 4713 nt
Organism: Neoarius graeffei (lesser salmon catfish)
Lineage: Eukaryota; Metazoa; Chordata; Actinopteri; Siluriformes; Ariidae
Gene: slc38a12
Product: transmembrane protein 104
Exons: 10
Coding region: 410-1894 (494 amino acids)
Source: RefSeq, a predicted model, not a curated record
AUAUGGUGACUUGGCUCAUGGGGUGCGCAUGCGCAGUGUGGCUUUGCGCGGCUAGCCUGAAUGCUGUGCUUCAGCGUGAGCAGCUCUUUAGAGAAACUCGCUAGUUGCGGGAAGAAUGGCGAGUUUUAUACACAGUUUUUUUUAUUACGUACUCGUAUGACAUGUGCUUGUAAGAUAGUUACUUGAUAGUGCUGACUCAUUGGUGAAUGUUAGACCAUGUGAAAGGUCACUGUUUGUAUUUUAUGCGCUUGUUUUUUUUGUUCGUAUCUCAUUAGCUAGCAUGCUAACCCGUGACUAGCCGGUUGGCGACGUAGCGGCGUUUUUGAAGAGCUGUGCAGGAAGGGAAUUAUCAGCACAGCUGUCAGGAAACACCGGGUAUCAGCUGUGGGUUGUUUUGGAGUUUGACAACAUGGCUGGUGGAAUUACAGAAACAGGAGAGCCUUACUCACCUUUUGUUGGCUUGGUGUACAUGUUCAACAUAAUCGUGGGCACUGGUGCUCUGACCAUGCCCAAAGCCUUCGUCACUGCCGGUUGGGUUGUAAGCCUGGUGCUCCUCUCCUUUUUGGCCUUCAUGAGUUACAUGACAACUACAUUUGUGAUUGAGGCCAUGGCUGCAGCCAAUGCCCAGCUACGCUGGAAGAGGAGAGAGCAGGAAGAGAUCAAUAGCAGUGACACUAGUUCUGACUGUUCGGACGAUGAGAUCACCUGUAGGUGGCGGUCAGAUCUAGUGGAGACUCGACCAAUUCUCUCCGUUCAGCGUACAGGGUCAGUGGAUCAUUUUGAUAUUGUGGAGAGAGUUGAGAUGGGACAAAUGGCCUCCAUGUUUUUCAAUAAAGUUGGCGUCAAUAUGUUCUACAUCUGCAUCAUUGUAUACCUGUAUGGAGACUUGGCCAUCUAUGCUGCUGCUGUGCCCAUGUCAUUGAUGGAAGUGGCCUGUGGCAAUCACUCCUGCAGCGCUGGGAAUAUAAAAUACAACGACACAGAGGCCUGCUGGGGACCGGUGAGACGGAAAGAUGCCUACAGAGUCUUUCUUGCCACCUUCACACUACUAUUGGGACCUUUCACAUUCUUCAGUGCACAGAAGACCAAAUACCUUCAGAUCCUCACCUCACUAAUGAGAUGGAUUGCUUUCACCAUGAUGAUAAUCCUGGCGCUGAUCCGUAUCUCCAAGGGUCAUGGUGAGGGCAAUCCUCCGGUGGCACAGCUCCGCGGUGUUCCUAACCUCUUUGGCGUGUGCGUGUACUCCUUCAUGUGCCAGCACUCACUGCCCUCUCUGAUAACGCCCAUCUCAGACAAACGGAGAAUGAGUGUGCUGCUCCCGUCGGAAUAUGUGCUCAUCCUGGCCUUCUACCUUCUGCUUUCCUUUACAGCCAUCUUCUGCUUCAAGAGCUCACUGCUGCGGGAUAUGUACACGCUAAAUUUCACCUAUGACUGUGACCUUCUGGGUGUGGCCGCCCUGCGCUACUUUUUAGGGCUAUUCCCCGUCUUCACAAUCAGCACGAACUUCCCUAUAAUCGCAGUCACACUACGCAAUAACUGGAAGACACUCUUCCAUCGAGAUGGAGGCACUUACCCAUGGGUAGUGGACCGCAUUGUGUUUCCCUUGAUUACCUUGGUGCCACCUGUUGUGGUGGCAUUUUGUACUCAUGAUCUAGAGUCUCUUGUGGGCAUCACUGGAGCCUACGCGGGCACAGGCAUUCAGUACAUCAUUCCUGCUGCUCUGGUGUUCUUUAGUCGGCGCCACCUAGAGCCUGUGUUUGGAAGAGAGGUGCAGAAUAAGCACAGGUCUCCGUUCCGCCACACAUUUUGGGUUAUAUUUGUGGUAAUUUGGGCAACUUCCUGCCUGAUGUUUGUCACAGCUAAUAUCAUACUGACAGUAGAAAACAAGAACUAAACACGUUUCUUUUACAGUACCAGUCAAAAAUUUGGACACCUAAUUAAUUAAAUGUUUUUUCUUUAUUUGUAUUAAUUAAAAAAGACUUCAUGAUAUUAACGGACUGUCGUUUCUCUUUACUUUUCACAGAAACUAUUCACAUGACCAACAGCAAAAUAAAAUAUAAAGCUAGACACAUGACAGUCGUCACAUAGCUCACCAAUAUGUUAACAAGAAUGCUAUGGGGUAUUCGUUAAUGUCACCCUUAGUUCAGUUGUACUGGAUUAUAAUGUAAUAUUUUGGCUUCUUGGCAAGAAAUUCCAAUAAGUUCAGCUACAAAAGCUUUCUAACUAGUGAUCAUUUCCAUAAUGUACAGUACCAGUCAAAAGUUUGGACACCCCUAGUUCAAUGGUUUUUUGUUUUUUUUUUCCCUCUUUAUUAAUAAAGACACUUAAGACUUGAAGUAACGAUGGAUGUCGUUUCUCUUUACUUAGUUGAGCGGCUCUUGACAUAGUAUGGAAUAGGGUUAUUUACUAUGUAUUUUUAUUAUUUACUAUUUACCGUUUGGUCUCAAAUGCACUAAGAAGGCAAGAAAUUGCACUCAUUAAUUAUUGACUUGGCACACCUGUUCAUUGAAACGCGUUCCAGGUGACUACCUCAUGAGGCUGGUUAAGGUAAUGCCAAUAGUGUGCAAAGCGUCAAGGUAAACUCUGGCUACUUUUGAAGAAUCUAAAAUAUGGAACUUAUUAACAGUGUUGUUUUGCUUACCAUAUGUUCCAUGUGUUAUUUCGUAGUACUGAUGUCUUCAGUAUUGCUCUGCAAUGUAGAAAAUGGUCAAAGUACAGAAAAACCUCGGAGCACGCAUGUCCAAUCUUUUGACUGGUACGGUCCAUUUACCAGUAUUUUUGUUUUGUUCAGUAAUUAAAGCUGUACGGGUUUGUUACAGAAUUAAUUACUCUUUUGCACUGUAAGAAGGAGCUGGUUUCUGUUUAACUUGGUUGAAUCUGGAAAGGGAGCAAAAUCAUGUUUAAUUCGGCGCAAGAAUGAAUAUUGUUGACUCGUCUGCAAAAGGACUCUCAAAUAUUUUUGGAUUGUAGGUUAAUUUGAAGUUUAAUCUGCUUUAGACACCCCAUUUUCACUGCAACAGUUUCCAACUUUUCCGAACCUCAGUCAGGCUUCUGAAGUCAACAGUUUUAUUAUUACUUUUAGCCUUUUCUUGUUUUUGUUCUUUGUGAGACCUUUUUAGAUUUUUUUUUCUGGUCACGAUUGCAAAUUGUUAGAGAUAAUGAGAUUUUUUUUUUUUUUAAUUUAAUUUUAUAAACCAAAACGAAACAGCCGCAUGCACCUUACCAUGGACUGAACUGUGGCUGGAGCAAAACAAAUCAGGGAUGAUUAGUCUUUCAUGGCUGGCAUUUUCAAUGUUCCUAACUUGGGUGUCCUCAUCGGUGAAUCAUGACUUGGUUUGUGCAGCAUAGCCGACGGAUUUACUGAAAGCUGCAGUUUAGUCGAGACUCCUCGAGCAGACUGCUGCGGGCACUGAGAGACUUCCAUGCUUGCUCCGUGUUCGUUUACUCUCUAAACACAACCUGAGGUUCCUGAUUGGAGACUGCGUGUUUUGGGGGUUGGACCUGCAUCGAGGCUGUGCUUGUAGGACUGGGACAGCUGUCUGUUUUUAGAAGUACUGCACCUUACGUCUCCAUUAUUCACUGUGUGGCUUCAGUGUUUAAUCACUUUAUCAUCGCACUGCUUGCUUGACUUUUCUUCGAAUCUAAAUGUGAAUACGAUUUUUUUUUUUUUAAUUAUUAUUAUUCCUUCCUUGAACAAUUGUUUUUGGUCAUGAUCAAGUUUAUCAACAUUUGCUACAAAUGAGAUGUUUGGGGAUAUCCCCCCCUUCUUUCUUUCUUUACCUCUUGAACAGUGUUUGAUUUUCAGCUAUCCUCAAACCCACCUCAGAACUUCAUAAGAGAGAGUUGGAGAGGAAAGAGGCUUCAAUCAGGCUUCUCUGAGAGGAGUUAGAUCAAAAAGUUUGAGAGAUGGAUCUAGUCAGCAUUAAGACCUCUGCUUCAUACUGAAAGGGGUACAGCAGAGCAUUUCUUUAAAUGAAUUUGUAUUUUUGUCAUUCCAGCCCCAAAGCUUUUAACAGGCAGUGAAAGUGGUACCUCAGGAUUCCUUCAGUUACUGAGCUUGUGCGCAAUCCUGUAUUGUAGCUGUUAACAUGUCAACAUCUCGUUACUUUGUCACUGUUCUCAUUAAAUUAUUUUCCUGAGUUUUCUUCAAAAGUAUGCGAACGGACUGACUGAUCAUGGCAGCCAUGUCUGGUACUGUUAAAUGACUGCUGCUCUCUGUGAGAGUGCUCGCCUGCUCAGAGGAAAAAGUGAAGCAGCCUCAAAAGCAUGACUACCAUCACCUGCUUGGGUUUUUACACCUGUUAAUUUUCAGCCUGGAAUUAUUCAGCUGAAAAUUUCCCUGCCAAGUUCGUUUUCUUUUUACAGUGAAGAGAAGCAGGGACAAACGGGUUUUUUUUUAAAAAUAUGGCUGUCCUAAUCGUGGACUUUGAGGUCGGUUUUGGAGUGCAAUAAAAAGGGAUUGCGGCUUUGAUCAUGUUCACAUCCAAGUAAAUAUUUAAUUAACAAAUGAAGUUCAUAAACGGACAUGAUUAAUGCAAAGCAUAAAGGACUGACGUAAAAAUGUGCCUUUCUUCCAGAGUUUUUAUCUUCUCUUUAUAGGGAUGGUGGUCUCUUUGUCCUUUAAAUACUGUCAGAUAACCUGCAUGUAAACUACUUUGUGAUUUGACAAUCAGUGUCUCUUCUAAAUAAACUUCUAAAUGCUUUCUAUCAAAA